AUGGAAAACGUCGACCAGAUCCACAAUGUAUUGUCCGCACAGGUGCAGAAGAGGGCAGACUUCCAGGAUGCCGAGCGCAAAGCGAUCCAUUCGCAGAGUCGUGGAGUCACCUGCGCCAUCCGCGUCACGGAUCAGAAAGGCAACGUCUUGGGCCAGAGCGAGGCCCUACCCUUGCUUCCCUUGCUGCUGUACUUGACCGAGACACUCGCCACCGUGGGAGCAAACGGCAUGCGCCCUUGCGGCGACAACUCGCUCGUCGACAAGGGCAACCUCUACGUGGCGUCUCAGAGUCCGGCAUGCCUCCAUGCAGAAGCAGGGGGCCCCAGCGGCGACCUGGUCACAUUGGUUGAGGUCGCCGACGAGGAACUUCACUACCUGCAGAACUACCGCACG
Molecule: messenger RNA, 393 nt
Organism: Prorocentrum cordatum
Lineage: Eukaryota; Dinophyceae; Prorocentrales; Prorocentraceae
Source: the annotation of a GenBank genome assembly